Nicotiana tabacum (common tobacco) is the source of this 1278-nucleotide messenger RNA. Lineage: Eukaryota; Viridiplantae; Streptophyta; Magnoliopsida; Solanales; Solanaceae. The record is from RefSeq and is a predicted model, not a curated record.
CACUGGAUACUACACAAAGAUGAAGAAAUUGUGGAAAGAAUUAACCAAUCUGAGUGCAAAAUCCAUUUGUAACUGUCAAUGCACUUGUGGUACGAAAGAGAAUAUGCAUAAAGUUGAACAGGAUAGGAGGUUGAUACAAUUCCUAAUGGGCAUGAAUAAGGUUUAUACUGUGGUUCGAGGAAGCAUCCUAAUGAUGAAUCCUCUGCCUUCAAUGGUACAAGCCUUUGCUCUUCUGGUGCAAGAGAAGAAACAAAGGGAAUUUCGACCAAGGAAUCAAUUGAAUCUUAAGUCUACUGCAAUGAAUGCCAGUAUGAAAGCUCCAAGAGGAUUCACAACGAAUUUCUCAGUAAACAACAGACCUAGGCCUUAUUGUAAUUUCAGCAAGAGACAAGGUCACACCAAGGAUAAAUGCUUCAAACUUCAUGGAUAUCCACAACAGUUUAAUCAACAAGGAGCCCUGAGUUACAAUUCGAACAAUCACAAUCAUUAUCCCAGGAACAAUAAGGGGAAAAAUGUUGCAGCAAAUGCUAUAGCUGGUGUGCAGGCUAUGCCACCAGAGAUAAUGUCAAAUCAGGGAGAAGAUCCAGAGAACCAAGGUGUUCAGAAUAGCCAGAAUAUUAACCUUUCAAAUGAGCAAUAUGAUCAAGUAAUAAGGCUACUUUAGCACUUCCAAAGCAAUGAGGCAGGAGACAAUUCAAGCAACACAAAUCCAGCCAAUGCAACAGUGAAUUUUGCAGGAGCUUCAUACCAUAUGACCUUCAACAAAACACACCUACAGAACAUAAUUGUUUUACCUUAUCCCUUACUUGUGAAACUACCUAAUGGCUACAAAGUCAAAGUCACAGAAGUAGGAACUGUAACUCUUACACCUAAAAUAGUCUUGCAUAGAGUCCUAUUUGUCCCAUCCUUCAAAUAUAAUCUCAUCUCUAUCAGUUCAUUGACAACACAUCUCAAAUGUCUUGCUUCCUUUUCUAACACAUGUUGUUUUCUGCAGGCCCCUUCUCUGAAGAGGCCUCUGGAGAUUAGUAAGGUCCAUGAUGGACUGUACCUUCUCUGCUCAGACUGUUUGAAUAAAGGAAGUUCUACAGCAGCAAAAAAAAUGCAAGCCAUGUUGCUACAACACCUUAUUUUUCUCAUUCUUGUCAAACUUGCCCAUCUGUAAAUACUCAGUGUCCUUCCCAUUCCUGUAUCCUUAGUUCUACUGUAAAUACUGUGUCUCCAUUUCCUACUGUAAAUAAUUUUACUUGCAAUAAAACAAGCUGGGGUGAUAAUUCUAAA